This is a messenger RNA of Adineta steineri, 1293 nucleotides long. NCBI's taxonomy places the organism in Eukaryota, Metazoa, Rotifera, Eurotatoria, Adinetida, Adinetidae. The record is from the annotation of a GenBank genome assembly.
AUGGAAUAUAAAAAGCCUCUUAUUGGUACAAACGAAUCAGAAGAUAUAGAGAUGGCUGCAGAACGAGUGACUGUAUAUGAUGCAUCACCCGAAUACAAACCUGAAUCAGAGAAUAAAAACAAUAUUAGACGAUAUAAUCGUCCACGAACAGGAUCAUCUUUAUUUCAUCGGAAGCCAAUAUUGAUUUUAACUAUCAUUGCCGUUCUUAGCCUAAUAACUAUUAUUAGUUUUACAAUAUGGGCUAUUUUUAUUAAAAAAAUCGAAACAACAAUUACCACAACUGCAAGUACAAGUGUUGUAUCGACAACAAAAACAACAAUGCUUGCAACGUCGACAAUAACAACAACAACUAUGCUUACAACGUCGACUAGUUCUCAUACAAUAACAAUGAAUGAACCAAAAUGGGACAAAUGGAAACAAAAUGCCAUCACUGUGGCCGGUGGAAAUGGAGAAGGACAAAAAUUAAAUCAAUUUCGUCGUCCUCGCGGAAUCUUUAUUGAUCAAAAGAAAAAUAUUUUCAUUGCUGAUGUUGAGAAUCAUCGUAUUGUUGAAUGGAAAUAUAAUGCAAAAGAAGGACAAAUCAUUGCAGGUGGAAAUGGGCAAGGAAAUCGAAUGGACCAAUUGAGUUAUCCACAAGCUGUGAUUAUUGAUCAACAAAAUCAUUCGAUCAUCAUUGCUGAUUUGAGUAAUAGACGAGUAAUUCAAUGGUUGAAUCAAAAUCAACAAAUUCUCAUUGAUAAUAUUGCCUGUGAUGGCUUGGCAAUAGAUAAAGAUGGAUUUAUUUAUGUUUCUGAUUAUAAGAAGAAUGAAGUGAGACGAUGGAAAAUGGGAGAAUAUAAGAACGAAGGAAUUGUAGUAGCAGGUGGAAACGGACAAGGAAAUCAGCUCAAUCAACUCUACGAUCCUACUUAUCUCUUUGUCGAUAAAGAUCAAUCUAUUUAUGUUACAGAUUGGGACAAUUACCGUGUAAUGAAAUGGAUAAAAGAUGCAAAAGAAGGAAAAAUUGUGGCUGGAGGAAAUGGUCAAGGAAAAAAUCUCAAUCAGUUAUCUGAUCCUGCAGGAGUCAUUGUUAAUGAUUUGGGUCAAAUCUAUGUAGCAGAUAGUGGAAAUGAUCGAAUAAUGCGUUGGUGUGAAGGAAAAGAAGAAGGUGAAAUUGUUGUUGGUGGAAAUGGUGAAGGAAUUCAAUCAAAUCAAUUAUAUAGUCCUCGUGGUUUAUCUUUUGAUGAUGAAGGAAAUCUUUAUGUUGUUGAUCGGGGAAAUCAUAGAGUUCAAAAAUUUGAAAUAAUUUUGUGA